Molecule: messenger RNA, 2282 nt
Organism: Lontra canadensis (Northern American river otter)
Lineage: Eukaryota; Metazoa; Chordata; Mammalia; Carnivora; Mustelidae
Gene: AMPH
Product: amphiphysin
Exons: 21
Coding region: 76-2136 (686 amino acids)
Biological process (GO): synaptic vesicle endocytosis
Cellular component (GO): synaptic vesicle; cytoplasm; plasma membrane
Molecular function (GO): phospholipid binding; protein binding
Source: RefSeq, a predicted model, not a curated record
CUCCUCUCCCGCUAGUCCUCGCCGCCGCCGGCCCGCCGCCCGCUCCGCUCCUCUCAGCCUCCUGGACCAGCAGCCAUGGCCGACAUCAAGACGGGCAUCUUCGCCAAGAACGUGCAGAAGCGACUCAACCGCGCGCAGGAAAAGGUCCUUCAGAAGCUUGGGAAAGCUGAUGAGACAAAAGAUGAGCAGUUUGAAGAAUAUGUCCAGAACUUCAAACGGCAAGAGGCAGAAGGUACCAGGCUUCAGCGAGAACUCCGGGGCUAUUUAGCAGCUAUCAAAGGCAUGCAAGAAGCCUCAAUGAAGCUCACAGAGUCGCUGCAUGAAGUCUACGAGCCUGACUGGUAUGGGCGGGAAGACGUGAAGAUGGUUGGUGAGAAAUGUGAUGUCCUGUGGGAAGACUUCCAUCAAAAACUAGUGGAUGGGUCCUUGCUGACACUGGAUACCUAUCUGGGCCAAUUUCCUGACAUAAAGAAUCGCAUCGCAAAACGCAGCAGGAAGCUGGUGGACUAUGACAGUGCCCGCCACCACCUGGAAGCUUUGCAGAGCUCCAAGAGGAAGGAUGAAAGUCGGAUCUCAAAGGCAGAAGAGGAAUUUCAGAAAGCACAGAAAGUAUUUGAAGAGUUUAACGUUGACUUACAAGAAGAGUUACCAUCGUUAUGGUCAAGACGGGUCGGUUUUUACGUCAACACUUUCAAAAAUGUUUCCAGCCUCGAGGCCAAGUUUCAUAAGGAAAUUGCAGUGCUUUGCCACAAAUUGUAUGAAGUGAUGACGAAGCUGGGUGACCAGCAUGCUGAUAAGGCCUUCACCAUUCAAGGAGCUCCCAGUGAUUCUGGUCCUCUCCGCAUCGCAAAGACACCAUCACCGCCCGAGGAGGCCUCACCCAUCCCGAGCCCAACAGCUAGUCCCAAUCACACGCUGGCACCUGCGUCUCCCGCACCAGCCAGGCCUAGGUCACCUUCACAGACAAGGAAGGGGCCUCCCGUCCCACCGCUGCCUAAAGUCACCCCAACAAAGGAACUCCAGCAGGAGAACAUCAUCAGUUUCUUCGAGGACAACUUUGUCCCAGAAAUCAGCGUGACGACACCUUCACAGAAUGAAGUCCCUGAGGUGAAGAAAGAGGAGACAUUGUUGGAUCUGGACUUCGACCCUUUCAAGCCUGAGGUGGCCCCUCCAGGUUCUGCUGGAGUGACCCAUUCCCCCAUGUCGCAGACAUUGCCCUGGGACCUAUGGACGACAAGCACUGAUUUGGUACAGCCGGCUUCUGGUGGUACAUUUAAUGGAUUCACCCAGCCCCAAGACACUUCCUUAUUCACAAUGCAGACAGACCAGAGCAUGAUCUGUAACUUGGCUGAAUCUGAACAGGCUCCGCCCACAGAGCCGAAAGCAGAGGAGCCCCCUGUCGUUGCUGUACCUGCUGUUGGGCUGGACUCUGGACUGGACACCCAGGCUGAGGAGCCAGUGGAGGGGGCAGUGGUCAUACCUGGAACAGACGCCAGUGUGACAGCUGGAGCCGUGGUGUUGGCUGCCGAGGAGGUCCCAGUGGAGGAAACAGAGAUGGAGAAGGCAGCUCUUCCUGCUGGGGAAGGAGCAGGUGUAGAGGAGACCAGGACUGAUGCUGACACUAUGGAGGCCAUAGAUAGUGACAGAUCUCAACCAGAAGAACCAGAAGCAGCAGCCCCUCAGGAGAAGGUCAUCCCUUCAGUCGUCAUAGAGCCCGCCUCCAACAAUGAAGGAGAGGGAGACCACGAAGUCCCCGCUGGUGCAGAGUCCAUGGAAACACCCGGUGCCCCGGCUCUUCCCGGCCCUGCCAGUGAGCCCCCAGCCCUGGCUGCAGAGCCCAGAGCCAGUGAGGACUCCCAGCCGCUGCUCUCCACUCCAGCGGCAAGUGAGGCGCCUCAAGAUGUGCCUCCCGGCUUCCUCUACAAGGUGGAAACACUGCAUGAUUUUGAAGCAGCUAAUUCUGAUGAACUUACCUUACAAAGGGGUGACGUGGUGUUGGUGGUCCCCUCAGACUCAGAAGCUGACCAGGAUGCAGGCUGGUUGGUGGGAGUGAAGGAAUCAGACUGGCUUCAGUACAGAGACCUUGCCACCUACAAAGGCCUCUUUCCAGAGAACUUCACCCGGCGCCUGGAUUAGGGCCAAGAAUAUUAAAGAAAGAGCCUGGUUUGGGGGUUUUUAAACUUCCAUGAAAACCCAAAGAGUUCACCUCUGCUGUUGCACUCUUAAUGAUGUACAGGCUGGUGCCAGACAAAGCUUGGAAAGAUAUCAGUGGAGCAUGUGUG